UAAAAAUCCCAAAGACUUGUCCCACUCAAAUCCUACUUCCCUUUAUUCACGCCGCAAUCGCUUCAGUCUCAACACACUCAGUCCUCCAGUCGUCUUCUCCAUCUUCCUCCAUUUUCUCUAUAGAUUCCGCCAUUAUUGUCGCUCAUCAACUCCUGAUCAUAAGGACCCAACCAUGGCAGAUGAGCUGUGUUUCUCAUCCACUUGCGACAUCAAAAACAACUCAUGUUUCGUCUUCUAUGAUUUAUCCCUCCUCUGUUCCUUAAUCUUCUCCCACCCCCUCUACUUCUCCUACUUUCUAUUCUUCUCUCCUUACUUGUUCAAAUUCAUCUUCUUCAUCUCCCCUCUCUUUUUCACCACCACUCUCGUCCUCCUCCUCUCAUUCCUCACCACCACUUUUCCGCAGCCGAAGCUCGGGAUCAUUCAAACCGUCGUGGACAAACUCCGAUCAAAAUUGAAUGACGUUGACGAAGAUGAGGACUUCUGUAAUUUUGAGGAUUUUGAGAUCUACAAAAUCGUGUUUCAUGAUCAGCCAUUGAUCACGGUCAGUGAUGGAGAGGAUAAUGAACAAGUUUCGGUAAUGGAGAAUGCGGUUGCGGUUGCAGUUACUAUUCCUGAAAGUGAUCAUAAACAGGAGGAGCUGAGAAGUUUGGAGUGUUUAUUCGAAGAACUGGAUCGAUUUGAAGAUUCCACGGCGGCGAUUGAGACGACGGAGAAGGAAAGUAGUUCAGAUCUCGGAAAAAUCGUUGGAGAAUUACAGAAACCAGAGCCAGUGGUGAAGAAAAAACUCGGAAGCAAAUCCAUGGCGGUCGUCGAAGCCGAAGCCGAUCAAAAACUUUUUGAAAAGUCAUUCUCCUUGAAAUCAAAUUCAUGUCGGGUAGAUUCCCCAAGCAGCAUCGGGAGCUACGGAUCAAUGAGGAAGGAGAAAGAAUGGAAGCGGACAUUAGCAUGCAAGCUGUUCGAAGAAAGGCAUAACUCAGAAGGAGGUGAAGAAGGCAUGGAUUCGCUUUGGGAGUCUUACGAAGAGGAUAAUUCGAGCAGGAAAUCGAAGAACAGGAAGGAACCCAUGUCGAUCAACCAGAAGAAGAUGAUGAUGAAUAACAAGAAGAAGAUCGAAUUCAAGUACUUUGAUGACGAUUUUGAGGAAGACGACGACGAUGAAGAGGAGUUCAUGAGCAAUGGGCAGCUGUGUUGCUUGAAAGCGUUGAAGUUAUCAGCAGGGAAGAUGAAUUUGGGGAUGGGGAAGCCAAAUCUGGUGAAGAUUUCGAAAGCUCUCAAAGGGUUUGGUUGGUUGCAUCAUGUUGGUAGCAAAAAUGGCCUCACCGGAUAUCCAAACUCCAGUCGCAGGUUCAUCUCGGCAUACCGCAUACCUCCACUUCUCCGGCCAUAGCAGACGCCGGCGACACUAUCUCCCGCCAUAACAGAAGCCAUCGACUCCAUUUUCGGCCACAACUUUAUUUUUGAUUUUUGACGCAAGAUCAAUUUCUGCUUAUUUUUUAUUCUUGAACUGUUAUUUUUUAUUCUUUAACUGUUAUUUUCGAAUUUAAAUGAUUCUUGAAGAUGCCACGGUUCCAACACUGUUUUUGGUGGCAGAAUUUUGAACUGUUCUUUUAGAUUCCACGGUUCUUGAACUUUUAAGGUUCAAUUUAUCAUUACGGCAAAAGAAGUAUCAAUAUAGUUUUCAUUUGCUGUUAUUAUUA
Molecule: messenger RNA, 1697 nt
Organism: Lactuca sativa (garden lettuce)
Lineage: Eukaryota; Viridiplantae; Streptophyta; Magnoliopsida; Asterales; Asteraceae
Source: RefSeq, a predicted model, not a curated record